This is a messenger RNA of Erigeron canadensis, 1004 nucleotides long. Its product is annotated as L10-interacting MYB domain-containing protein-like. The transcript has 3 exons. The record is from RefSeq and is a predicted model, not a curated record. NCBI's taxonomy places the organism in Eukaryota, Viridiplantae, Streptophyta, Magnoliopsida, Asterales, Asteraceae. Bases 67 to 684 code for a protein of 205 amino acids.
AGGUGAUUCCCUAUUAAAAACAAGAGCAUCAACAUCAAUUGGGGCCUUUGAGGAAUAUAUAUACCUAUGGAUCAUACUGGAGAGUCUUUGGAACAACCAAUUGACCAAAUUGGAGAUUCUUUGAAACUAAAAAAGGGUAGGGCUAGUUGGAAACAAGAAGGUCUAGAGAAAACGUUUCUUGAAGCAUGUGUACAUGAGUCGAGCCAAAAUGGACAAAAUAGCAUGACGAUGCAAGCAUGGAAAAAUGUUGGAGAAACGCUAAAAAAAGAACAUGGUUUUAUUGUCGAUCAACGACAAAUGAAGAAUCGUUAUGACUAUAUUAAAGGAAAGUUUAAUGUAUGGCUGAAGUUAAAAAACAGGACCGGCAAUUUGUACAAUCCAGUAACCAAGAGUUUCAAUUUGACAGAAGAAGAGUGGGCGAUAGAGAUGAAGUCAAACAAGUAUGCGGAACCACUCAAGAAUGCGCCAUUGAUGUAUCCCGAUUUGUGUAUCAAGCUCUAUGAUGCAUCUGCUGCUAUUGGGUGUGAUGGUUGGGGACCCGCUUCGGGUCUUCGUCACCCAGAAGAAAGCCAUGAAGACCCUGAAUUGAAUGAAGAUGUUGAUAGCCAUCAUCUACAACAAGAACCUCUUGACACAACACUAGAGCCGCCACCUUUAAACCAAGCAUGUUCGUCUCGUUCUUGAGCUCAAAGUAAAAAGAGAAAAAGGGAAGCAAAUAAUUCGAACGUCAUGGCAGUUGCAGAAGAUAUAUCUAACAUUGCAAGAAUGAUGAUGGAGAAAAAUAAAGGAGAUGAUAUGGUUGCUUGUGUUGAGAAGUUGGAGAAACUUGGUUGGGAUACGAAUGAUCCAAUGUAUGAGACCGCACUUUUGCUUUUUGGUGAGAGUGCCGAUUUUAAGAAACUUUGGUUGGUAUUGAAAACGGAGAGUUGUGCAAGUUGGAUUAGGAAUGCUGGAAAUAAGUUUGGCCUGUUAGGUUGAUUAAAAGAAAAUUUGGACUUGAUUAA